Molecule: messenger RNA, 2101 nt
Organism: Mya arenaria
Lineage: Eukaryota; Metazoa; Mollusca; Bivalvia; Myida; Myidae
Product: nuclear receptor subfamily 1 group D member 1-like
Exons: 7
Coding region: 488-1846 (452 amino acids)
Biological process (GO): regulation of DNA-templated transcription
Molecular function (GO): DNA-binding transcription factor activity; sequence-specific DNA binding; zinc ion binding
Source: RefSeq, a predicted model, not a curated record
GAGUGCUAUUUUAUCUACUUUUGGUAGAAGGCUUACAAGUACUGCUUAAAAAUAUUUGAAUGCUUAAUCGUAUAUGAAAUGUGAUAAAGGACGGAAGUGAAUCGCCUGUGAUCGCACAUUGAUUAAAUAUAAUAGAUUUCUACUCUAUUAUUAUUCUGUAUUGGAAAAGAGUCAUUGUUAAGCCCGACGAUCGAUUUUGACCAAUAACAUUAUGAAAAUAAAGCUCUUCUGCGGCAUAUAUUGGUGAAAUGAAGGAUUUGUUAUGAAGGAUAAUACAAAACAUAAAUUGGUGUGCUAUUGACGGGAACUACAGCUGAGUACUAAAACAAAAAAACAACAACAACACAUAAACAGCAGUAUCAUCGAGACAGCGGCAACAGCUAGUACUACGUGAACAUCAGUAACAACAACAACUGCGACAUUUAAAACUGAACAUAAGCAAUACCACACGAAAUCCCUACCCGGACUGAGCAAGCCACAACCGACGAUGAAAGAACGUAAAACAGGCAGCCGGAAGUCCCACUACACGACUUUGGUACUUCCGCCGUGCCGCGUGUGUGGAGGGGAAGCGACCGGGUAUCACUUUGGAGCCCUCACGUGCGAAGCAUGCAAGGCAUUUUUCCGACGUUCGUUGGUCCAGAAAAAGGAAAAUAAAUGCAAGCGGCAAAGUUCUUGUGACGUUACAUCAAAGAGGUCGGGUAACUGCGCCCCCUGUCGGUUGGCCAGAUGUCGAAAGCUAGGCAUGUGUAAAGAAGGUGUCCGGAAGGGCCGUUUCUCCCUACCCAUGCGGACCCAGGCCAUCAACGAAGCAAACAUGCUGGAGGGUAAACUUCCGGUAACCUCUGACGAUAAUUCUCAACCCAGCACUCCCGAAAGUUCCUCGUCUGGUGCGGACAGUGGCAUCUGUGAAUCGCCAGGGAGCUCUUCCGGUUCAUCUGAUACUUCUGACACCAUGCUGGUUCCGUAUGGCUGCAACGUUGCUAUGGAUACGGACAUGUCGUUAGUGGCCGGAAGUAUGUACGACCAACUGCUGACGUCAUUGGUGACGUCACAAGAAUCGAUCUAUCCGGAUCUGAAAAAAUACUUUGAGAUGCCCCUUGAUGCAUUGCAUAAGGAUAUCCACAAUACGCUAACAUUGAAGGAAGAAAUUUACGAGGGAGUGUUCGGGUCAAGCGCGCCGAUGACUACAGAACAGUUCCAAGACAUUUUCGCCACCACAGGCAAUGACGUGGACUCGCGGCUCCAGCAGUUUGAGAUGUACGGCCGCUCCAUGGAGGACGGCAUCCGGUUGUACCACGCGUUCGCCGAGCGCGUCCCAGGACUUCCGGAACUGUGCCCCGCCGACCGCGAUAGCCUUAUCAAAGCCGGCCACCUGGAGUUCUGGUUCUUCGGUUCACACAUGCUGUUUAAUAAGAAGCUGGGCAUAGCCAUGUGUUAUGACGGCUCCCAGACCGGAAGUAAGGCCCACAUGACGCGUUUCUUUGACGCCGAUUGGAUCGACCUGAACUUUGACUUCGCCGACACUCUUAGUCGUCUGCAGCUGUCGUUUGAGGAAAUAGUGCUCAUCCGGGCAAUUAUACUGACGUCAGCAGACCGCUGUACCUUGACAGACAGAGGCACAGUUCAAACGUUACAGGAACGCUAUCUGGAAUGUAUGCGGCGCCAUCUAGCGGCCACCUGUCGCCAACCGUCCAAACGACUGUUCAGAAUCAUUGAACGCUUAGUUGCGGCCCGAAAUAUGAAUGAGAUUAACUUGCGUAUAAACCGGAAGUUCCUGCAUCAGUGGGGAUUUCUUAUCCAUGAUUUGCCGCUAUGGCAAGAUAUGCUGUGUUAUGAUGGACAUUAGAUUGUUUGAAAAGACAUACGUCUAUUAAAGGAACUCCAGAUGGUUCCCAAACAGAUAAAGUAUUUCCUAAAAUGGAGCCAAGAAUUAUCAAUACGAAUUAGAAUGAGGCUGAUUAUUCAUCAUUUUACAAAAUAAUAUUUCGUCGCUUUCUAAGCUGAGUUGACACGUUUAAGAAUAGCGCAUAAUGGUUUCCCAGUUGUUUAUAGUGUGUAUACUUAGCAUGUUAAAGUCACGUGAUUAGUACAGCUAUAUAUA